Messenger RNA from Urocitellus parryii (Arctic ground squirrel), 372 nucleotides. RefSeq names its product prostate stem cell antigen (gene Psca). The record is from RefSeq and is a predicted model, not a curated record. Gene Ontology annotation, cellular component: plasma membrane. NCBI's taxonomy places the organism in Eukaryota, Metazoa, Chordata, Mammalia, Rodentia, Sciuridae.
AUGAAGGCUGUCCUCCUUACCCUGCUGGCCAUUGGCUUGGCCCUCCAGCCAGGUACCGCCCUCCAGUGUUACUUCUGCACGGCCCAGGUGAGCAACAGGGACUGCCACAACGUGCAGAACUGCACCCAAGGCCAGACCCAGUGCAAGACGGAGCGCAUCCGUGCAGUUGGGCUCGUGACCGUUAUCAGUAAGGGCUGCAGCUYGGACUGUGUGGAAGAUGCGGAGAACUACUACGUGGGCAAGAAGAACAUCACGUGCUGUUCCAGGGAUCUGUGCAAUGCCAGUGGGGCCCACGGCCUGCAGCCAGCCACUGCACUGGGGCUGCUCGCCACGCUUGGCAGCCUGCUGCUGUGGGGGCCCAGCCAGCUGUAG